Messenger RNA from Debaryomyces fabryi, 1692 nucleotides. RefSeq lists its product as uncharacterized. Bases 1 to 1692 code for a protein of 563 amino acids. The record is from RefSeq and is a predicted model, not a curated record. Lineage: Eukaryota; Fungi; Ascomycota; Pichiomycetes; Serinales; Debaryomycetaceae. The transcript has a single exon.
AUGAGUGACGUUAGAAGGUGUCGUAGAUGCAAGAGAAAGAGACUUGAUGAUGAACCACCGGAAGUACGUCAGUAUAAGACGUGUGCUAAGUGUCGGAUCAUUGAAAGACAGAAAAAGAAGCUGAGAAAGCCAUUGGCGGAGGAAACGAUGAUCUAUGGGAUGAAGCAGUUCCAGCAGCAGAACCAGAAUGCCAAUUUUAUUCACGAUGAUAUAUUCAUGGACGAUGAUGUGUUCAGUGGAGGUGUGCGUAAUAGUGCCAGACGGUACGAGGGCGACGGGGUGGUGAAUCCGCUGCAACAGCAGCUGCAACACCAACAGCAGUUCUACCAGUUCCAGCCCCAACAGACAUCGCACGUUGCAAUGCCUACGGUGUCGCAGGUGCCGGUGGCACCGCUCCACCAGGUACAGCACCAGGUGCAACAGCAACAGGUACAGCAGCAACACCAGGUUCAACAACAACAAGCCCAUAGGGCCCACCAACAGCACAUGCGUAACAUGCCGGUCCAGGUAUCGAUGCCCGAAACAGUUUCCCAGCAACCAAUUAACUGUGAGAUCUGUUCUACCAAGUUGGACCAUAACGAUGAACUCAAUAUGAACUACAGACUCUGCUUGGAGUGCUACUCGAACCCGUUCAGACAGGACAACGUGUAUGGUAAUUACAAUGAGUUUUUGAUGGCCAUCACCACACACAAGUACAAGGAUAUAAAGAACUACAUCUACAUCAAGGAGACCGACAAGACGUUUUCAGAUCACUUGGUAUAUCAAAAUAGACCGAUCAACAGUGAAAGGCUGUACCGGGAGUUUAUUUUAGAGAACAUCCAGAUCAUCUACCUCGACCCUAUAAUUGCAUCUCUCGGGUGCAAAUUCAACAGGGUUUCGUCUAAUGUAUCAGAAACCAACUCUCUCCCACCCGUGUUCAAUCCCGUUAUCAACCAGUACCAAUAUAAAAACACUAAGCCUAUCAGAUCGUACCACAAGUACUACAAGGAAUCGGCAUGUGACGCUAACAUCUACAUGACAUUCGAUUUCUCCACCAACAUCUUGACCAUCAAGUUAAACCAAAAGGUGUUCAACAACUCGAGCAACUACCCUUCGAAAUUUAUCGACUUAGUGCACUCGAUCUUGAAGUCGCUAGCAGCACAGGACUCCAAAUCCAAUGUCGGAUACAACUACCACACAGCCCUUAUAAUAUUCGACGAGUUGAUAAAAAAUAAGUACUCGUAUCCCCCAGAUAUUCAGCAAUUUCUUUCUACCUGCAACAGCUCCGACUUUGCCAGAGACUUCAUCAAUUUCGAAGAAACCACCGAGGUAGAUGCCACUAAGAAGAAGGACCCUCUCCCCACCAAAGAAGACGAAGCAGACCAGCCGGUUCCAGACCAAGUCCACGGCGAUGCUCGCCAAGUCUCCCACGUUACUCACGUUGAUGAAGAAGAAGAGGACGAAGACGAAGAAGAUGAUGUAGAGGAGGAUGAAGAAGACGAAGACGAAGAAGACGAUCGUAUGUCUCAAUCUACUUCCAAUGUUCUUCCAAAAGACCAAUCCCGCGAUCACACGGAUACUCCAAGCGAGACUCCAAUCGUGCCCUCCGAGCCUCAACCACAAAUUAACCCUACAGUUAACUCUGAUUCCGCUCAAAAUGGUCUCUAUCCGAAGCCUACAGGCGAGAAUUUGGAUCCUGCCUUCGGACAAUAG